UUUAUACGUGUUCCGAUGAUCACGUAUUGAUACGAGUAUUGCUAGAUUUUAAACCGUUUUUGAUUCCGGGUUGCGAGAGUGAAUAUUGCGAAUGGAACAAAUUUAAAGAAAUUCUUGGUGAUAAGAUUGGGUGUGAUUUUGAAAAGAUGUGCGAUUAUCCUUAA
This is a messenger RNA of Funneliformis geosporum, 164 nucleotides long. The record is from the annotation of a GenBank genome assembly. NCBI's taxonomy places the organism in Eukaryota, Fungi, Glomeromycota, Glomeromycetes, Glomerales, Glomeraceae.